Messenger RNA from Sporisorium graminicola, 1050 nucleotides. RefSeq lists its product as uncharacterized. NCBI's taxonomy places the organism in Eukaryota, Fungi, Basidiomycota, Ustilaginomycetes, Ustilaginales, Ustilaginaceae. The transcript has a single exon. The record is from RefSeq and is a predicted model, not a curated record. Bases 1 to 1050 code for a protein of 349 amino acids.
AUGCGACGAGUCAUCAGCUUUUCAGUCGCCUUGCUCGUGUUGCUCUUUGGCGCACGCUCCACGCCGAUGCAGGGAGAACACGACGAAGGAUCGAGUAGUAGCUUUCCUUCGUCCGAAUCGACCGGAUUCGAUUGGCAAGAGCAUCAAUACCCGCAAGCUUGGAGUCCUGAUCCGGUGCAGCAGUUGUGGUCGGCAGAAACGCCUCGCGAGGAUUCACUCGGUCAUGAGCGAGCGGCUGGAGGCGCUACCAGCGAAUUGUCUCGCACGGUGUCUGCUUUAACUUCGAGCAUGAGCCGCCCUAAAUCAAUCAUCGCUUUUGCACAGCCAGCACGCGAUCUCAAAGCCGGUGUACGAGAGGCGCUCGGCAGGCCACAUCUUCAGUUCACGAGCCUCGCACCAUCGUCACCCGUCUAUGGUUCCCGUUUCUUUGUCGCGCACGACCCCAGCAUUCCGGAAGAUCGUCUCGUCUUCGAUCCCACGCAGCUCCCACCAUCCAAUCGUCGCAAGACUUGGCACCACUUUGGCGAUCUACUCAAGGAUGUCGUCAAGGUCGACAAGCAAGACCUUCAGCAUGCGAUGGCUGUCAAGUCGGAACGCAGGAUGAUCUACCUCAACAGCCGAGCCAAUAUGGACGACAUCAACCGGCUUUACUUCCUGAACAAGAUGCAUUUCUUGCCGAUCAACGAGGCCAAGCUGUCGUGGGAUGUGGCGAACAAGUUGUUUCUGGAUCGCAAGAAGUUAGUGUUGCUACCACCACUAGAAUCGAAUCGCUUGGGCGUGCUUUUGGCAAGUCAUCCCAGAGCCAACUCUGAAACGAUGGCAGAAAUCCGAAAACUGACGGGUCCAGCAUUGCAGGAUGCCACACAGAUAGUUUCGCUCUGGGGGCCUUUGCUUACCGACGGCGAGCGAGGAAUGGCUGUACUGUAUGGCAUUGGUCAGCUGGAUUCCAGGGAAGUGGAUGGUACAGUAAGACACCUGCAUACCCUGAAAUCGCAGUUCAAAGUCGAUCAGAACCCGGUUUUGGAAGCAAUUCACUACCUUCAUCUGUAA